Molecule: messenger RNA, 1951 nt
Organism: Emericellopsis atlantica
Lineage: Eukaryota; Fungi; Ascomycota; Sordariomycetes; Hypocreales; Bionectriaceae
Product: pyridoxal phosphate-dependent transferase
Exons: 3
Coding region: 156-1655 (499 amino acids)
Biological process (GO): carboxylic acid metabolic process
Molecular function (GO): carboxy-lyase activity; pyridoxal phosphate binding
Source: RefSeq, a predicted model, not a curated record
GACGUAGUACCUAUUCUCGCCAACUCAUGCCUCGCUUCGUCAGCAAACCACUUCAUGCCAGGAAGUGGGGCCUCUCAGGGUAUAAGAACUAAGAAGUGAGAUACUAACUCAGCUCACACCCUCACUGCAGCAAGUGGCAGCUUCAUAAACUCGCCAUGGACGACAUCUUCAACCCCAAGGCGGAGGAAGCCAUCCUUGUCUCCCUCGAGAAGCUGCACGCACAAUCAACCACAUACCCAACCCUCCCCUCACCCGAGCUAUUGGCAACAGGGUCAUCCUCACUCGUCCCGUCCAUCGCCAGCACCAAGUCAGAGCAGGACGUGAUCAGGCACAUCACAGGAGAUAUUGUCCCUGCUCUCACAGGACAGGCUUUGAGCCCGCGGUACUAUGGCUUCGUGACUGGGUCCUCCCUCCCUAUCGCCGCCUGGGCCGACACACUCGUCACACGCAUCGACCAGAAUGUCCAGGUCCAUCUACCUCAUCAGACGAUUGCCACGGAGGUAGAAGACAGAGCAUUGCGUAUGUUAGGCGAGCUGCUGAAGCUAGGCGAUAGCUUCGAGGGCAGAACGCUCACGACGGGGGCGACGGGCAGCAAUGUCCUUGGGCUCGCUUGUGGACGCGAGGCAAUCAUCGAGAAAAGGGGUGGAAAUGUCGGUGAAGAUGGGCUCCUGGGAGCGUGUAUGGCUGCUGGUGUCAGCAACAUACAGGUCCUCACCAGCGGAGGGCAUAGCUCCCUCUCCAAGGCUGCCAGUAUCGUGGGACUGGGGAGACAGUCGGUGAAGGAGCUGGGUGUGAGCGCUGACGAGCCAUGGAAGUUGGAUAUCGACGUCGUGGAAAAGCAUCUACAAAAAGAGGGGACCGCGACUAUCAUUGGUAUCAGCGCAGGAGAAGUCAACACGGGCCGUUUCGCCGUGGACGGCCUAGCUGGUAUGAAGAGGCUCAGAGCAUUGGCCGACAAAUACAGCGCUUGGAUACACGUGGAUGGCGCAUUUGGUAUCUUCGCCCGUUGUCUCGACAACAUGGCUGACUUUGAGGAUCUCAAGCGCCAGGUAGAGGGCAUCCAGCUGGCGGACAGUAUCACUGUGGACGGGCACAAGAUUCUCAAUGUUCCGUAUGACUGCGGCAUGUUCUUCACCCGCUCCCAGUCAACACUGGCUUCCGUGUUCACCAAUCCCAACGCAGCAUACCUCGCCGGGGGCUCUGCUUCCAAAAUCUCUUCGCCUCUCAACAAUGGACUCGAGAACAGUCGCCGUUUCCGCGCCCUGCCGGUAUAUGCCACACUUCUCUCGCAAGGCUCGAAUGGGUUCGCCGCCAUGAUCUCCAGAAUGGUCCUCCUCGCCCGUCGAGUCGCAGGUUGGAUCCGUGCUUCUGAACAGUACGAGCUUCUCCCUGGUGGUGACUGGAACAUUGAGAAGGAAACGUUCAUCAUCGUCCUGUUUCGGGCGAGGGACAAUAACUUGAACGACAAUUUGGUGGAAAAGAUCAACGCCACGAGACAGAUGUAUGUCAGCGGGACCAAAUGGAAGGGCGAAAAGGCUGUGCGAAUCGCGGUGUCUACAUGGAAGGUGGAUGUCGAGAGAGACGGCCGCAUCGUUGAGCAGAUACUGGCGGCUGUCGCCGAGGGUCGUGACUUUGAAAUGGCCCAAGUCAAAUAGAAUUGCGCUUCCUGUUGGGAGGGGCCGCCUUGCGACAGACCUGUCGAACUCGCUUAACCAAACUUCUUGGAGCCACCCUUGCCCAAACUUGAGGCCUUGUUCUUGCCCUUCUUGCCCUGUCCAAUCAGCUCCAAGUGUCCGGCGCGUUCGCCCAGGACGGCCUCUGUCUGGGCCACCAUGCCCGAGGUGAACUUUCGGUUUACGCGAUCGGCAUUCUGCUUCGGUGUCUUCUUGGGUUUCGAGACUUUGGAGGCUUGACGCUUCGAGUGGACGACCUUUGCGGCGUUGCCCUUGAC